Messenger RNA from Ochlerotatus camptorhynchus, 1496 nucleotides. RefSeq lists its product as uncharacterized. NCBI's taxonomy places the organism in Eukaryota, Metazoa, Arthropoda, Insecta, Diptera, Culicidae. The coding region runs from base 145 to 1113 and encodes 322 amino acids. The record is from RefSeq and is a predicted model, not a curated record. The transcript has 2 exons.
UCAACACUAGUCACUGUACCUUAUGCAAGCUACGAGUUUCGCUCCAUUUUGUUUGCAAGCUAGUGCAGGUUGAACAUAAAUUAGUCGUGUUGUAAACAGUUUGGGAAAAUUUGUCCACAAUAAAUAGUCGUGUGCAAGUGUUUUAUGGUUUCUCUGUUGCAACUUGAUAUAGAGCCUUGCGAGCAGCAGGAUAAGCCUGGAAGCAUGACUUCAAUCGAUUGGAAACGACCAGCGCUCGAGAUUCUCCUGAAGCUGUACCACGAACAUCCGAUACUGUACGAUAUGCGCCACCCAAAAUAUUAUGCCAAAGCGGAACGCCAGAAAGCAUUAAGUACCAUUAUCGAUCUGUUGGAAGAUCACCGUCCUGGGACUACCACGGGGGAUAUCCUGAAGAAAAUUCAAACAAUGAGAACUCAGUUCGGCCAGGAAUACGGAAAGGUACGAAAAGCCCAAGCCAAGGGUACUGAAUACGUUCCUACGAUAUGGUGGUAUCAGCACUUGUCCUUCCUUCGAAAGCACAUCAAACCCAGAGCCAUAAAAGAGGAAAUGGAUGAGCUUCAGGAACCCGACGAUGAUUACAUGUCAAUGUCACAGAACACCGAUGUGGAGUACGAGAACUACACUACUGAGGAAGCGUACGAACUUGAAAGCUCUGAAAUAGUGUAUGAAAUUCAGAGCUCUCCAUCGGGAAAAGGGUCCAAAGAGGAAGCAAAAAUCUAUAGACAACGAGAUCUUGGCAACUCGACCCCGAUCAAUGGUUCCGGCAAGGAGGAAAUUAUCUACGAAAUUACCAAUUCCAACACAAUUGUUCCCAAGCGAAAGAUCGAGGUGAUCAGUGCGGAAGAACCGAGUGCAAAGCAACAGCGCAAAGAUAGCAUACAUGAUCAAUCAACGUCGUCUUUUUCACCGGGUGGUACUGCAAAGAGGGCCGAAGUGUUCGAGAUCACCGUCGAACCAGACCGGUCGAAAAGCUUUGGACAGUUUGUGGCCUCGCAAAUCGCGGCCGUCAAAGACGAUUACCUAUUCUACUCGACACAGAUGGAGGUGUUGAAUGUCAUCAACAAGGCACAGUUGAAGCAGCUACAGAUGGAUAAGGAUGCGGCGAGCAAGUAGUCUAGAUCAUUAGUCGGUUAUGCCUUAAAUUUAGGUAUUUAGAGUAAGUUUCACGUCGAAUGCUUUAUUUUGUACAAAAUCUUGAUGUACACAAUCGAUCAGACCAACUCAAAAUUGAGUCGAGUCGAGUCAAUUUCGUCAAAAGUGGAUUAAAAAUUAGUUGAAUUUUCCAGACUUUUCACGAAAAACGUCUUGAAUGUGAGGAACAUCGAUAGAGGUUUCACUCAGUCUGUUAGUGUACAACUAAGAGUGACUAAUUUUUUUUAUCAUAUUCGAGAAGUUUUUCCUGUUUUCCACUGUUUUUUCUCGGAAAAUUUAACUCACUUUUGACGAAAUUGAGUCGAUUCUUUACCGUGUAGGACUAAAGCUUCAAUAAAGGUCUU